Messenger RNA from Bombus huntii, 1067 nucleotides. RefSeq names its product peptidyl-prolyl cis-trans isomerase H. Gene Ontology annotation, biological process: protein folding; protein peptidyl-prolyl isomerization. Lineage: Eukaryota; Metazoa; Arthropoda; Insecta; Hymenoptera; Apidae. Gene Ontology annotation, cellular component: intracellular membrane-bounded organelle. The transcript has 2 exons. Gene Ontology annotation, molecular function: peptidyl-prolyl cis-trans isomerase activity. The record is from RefSeq and is a predicted model, not a curated record. Bases 437 to 991 code for a protein of 184 amino acids.
UACACGUGUUUUUAUUUGUUACAAUGUAUGAUAGUAUUCUUUAUAAAAGGAUUUUUUUAUUACGUAUCUAUAAAUAUAAUUAAUUUUGACAUAUAUCGUUAUACUCUCUAAUAUUAGUUUAAAUUUUGUUUAGCAUUAAAUUCUAACCUAUAUUUAGCAUUAAUAUAUUUCUCCCGCGUUUGUGAUCAGUUCGACGAAGCAUUUCUACGGUGUUUGUGUCUUGUGCUUCAAACGUAAGUUAAGCCUUAUUAGAUUGAAGUGGAAAAAAACACUUUGAUACCAGAUUUUUCAAUCUCAAACAUUAAAACAAGAAACGUGUUCAUAAGGUUAUGUUGGAAGAGGUUAUGUUGCCGCAACAUUAUUUUAAUUGAAGCAUAAUAGUAUAGUAGAAUAUAGCAAGAAAACUUUUUAAAGUUUUUAAUCAAAAUAUACAAAUAUGCCAACUUGGAAUCAAAUUCAAGCUCAACUACGAAAUCCGAAUAAUCCAGUGGUAUUUUUCGACGUAUCUGUAGGCACUACAGAAAUCGGACGAAUGAUUUUUGAGCUUUUCGAAGAUGUUUGUCCAAAAACAUCGGAGAAUUUUCGACAAUUCUGCACCGGAGAGUACAGAAAAGACGGUGUAUCUUUAGGUUUUAAAGGUGCCAUAUUUCAUAGAGUCAUUAAAGACUUCAUGAUCCAAGGCGGUGAUUUUGUGAAUGGCGAUGGUACUGGAGUCAUAAGCAUCUAUGGUGGUGGAACAUUUCCUGAUGAAAAUUUUACAUUAAAACAUGACUCACCUGGAUUGUUAUCCAUGGCCAACAGUGGCAAAGACACUAACGGCUGUCAAUUUUUCAUCACUUGCGCCAAAUGUAAUUUCUUGGAUGGUAAACACGUUGUUUUUGGAAGAGUUAUCGAUGGACUUCUAGUUAUGAGGAAAGUAGAGAAUGUUCCCACAGGGCCAAACAACAAACCAAAAAUUCCUGUGACGAUAUCUCAAUGCGGACAAAUGUAAUAGCUAACUAAUUAUAUUUUAUACUUUUAAAUGUAAGAUAUGCUAUAAAAAAGUUUGACAUAUUUCUUCAGAAUAA